This is a messenger RNA of Verruconis gallopava, 1969 nucleotides long. Its product is annotated as serine hydroxymethyltransferase, cytosolic. The transcript is spliced from 3 exons. Gene Ontology annotation, cellular component: cytoplasm. Gene Ontology annotation, biological process: L-serine catabolic process; tetrahydrofolate interconversion; folic acid metabolic process. Bases 217 to 1632 code for a protein of 471 amino acids. The record is from RefSeq and is a predicted model, not a curated record. Lineage: Eukaryota; Fungi; Ascomycota; Dothideomycetes; Venturiales; Sympoventuriaceae. Gene Ontology annotation, molecular function: cobalt ion binding; serine binding; zinc ion binding.
CCUUCAGGCAAGGGAAAAAAAAUACACCACUACCGCACAGGAGAGCGUCGACUCGUACAAUCCUUCCAAUUCCUUCUCUCUUACACGGGCCUCCUCUCUGUCGCAUAUCUAGCUAGUUGUACCCUCUCAAUUCCUGCUGCACUAGGUCCUUUGCACCUCCCCGCCUUUCUACUCUCUCCGACUUUGAGUCAAAGACAUUCGUAAAAUCCAAACAUCAUGGCUACUUACGCGCUUCCAAAGUCGCACCAGGACCUCAUGGAGAAGUCUCUUAAAGAGACGGACCCGGAAGUCCAGGCUAUCCUUGAGAAAGAGAUCCAGCGUCAACGAGAGUCCAUUCUUCUCAUUGCCUCUGAAAACGUCACCUCUCGCGCCGUGUUCGAUGCUCUCGGGACUCCAAUGUCGAAUAAAUACUCUGAAGGCUAUCCCGGCGCACGCUAUUACGGCGGAAACGAGAACAUUGACCAGGUUGAGCUUCUCUGCCAGGCCAGAGCCCUAAAGACGUUCAACCUCGACCCGGAGAAGUGGGGUGUCAAUGUGCAGUCUCUCAGUGGCUCACCAGCCAAUCUCCAGGUGUAUCAAGCCAUUAUGCGCCCACACGACCGACUGAUGGGCCUUGACCUGCCCCACGGUGGUCACUUGAGUCACGGCUACCAGACCCCACAGCGAAAGAUCUCAGCCGUCUCGACAUACUUCGAAACUCUGCCAUAUCGCGUGAACCUUGAGACCGGUCUCAUCGAUUACGACCGUCUUGAGGAAAAUGCGCUCAUGUAUCGCCCCAAGGUUAUCGUCGCGGGAACAUCUGCAUACUGCCGCAAUUUCGAUUACCCACGCUUCCGCGAAAUCUGCGACAAGGUCGGCUGCUACCUCAUGGUAGAUAUGGCACACAUCUCUGGUCUUGUAGCCGCGGGCGUCAUCCCAACUCCCUUCGAGCACGCUGACAUUGUCACAACCACCACUCACAAGUCGCUUCGUGGUCCUCGUGGUGCUAUGAUUUUCUUCCGCAAGGGAGUUCGCAGCACUGACCCAAAGACUGGAAAGGAGACGCUCUAUGACCUGGAGGGCCCUAUCAACUUCUCUGUCUUCCCAGGUCAUCAGGGAGGUCCUCACAACCACACCAUCACCGCCUUGGCCGUUGCCCUUAAGCAGGCACAGACACCUGAGUUCAAGCAAUAUCAGGAGCAGGUUAUCAAGAACGCCAAAGCCCUUGAGUCCGAGUUCAAGCAACUAGGCUACAAGCUUGUCACGGAUGGUACAGAUAACCACAUGGUGCUUCUAGAUCUGAAGCCCAUUUCCCUCGAUGGAGCCCGCGUCGAAGCCGUCCUCGAGCAGGUUAACAUUGCUUGCAACAAGAACACCACCCCGGGCGACAAGUCAGCCCUCACCCCUAUGGGUAUCCGUAUCGGUGCACCAGCCAUGACAAGUCGUGGGCUUGGCGAGGAAGACUUUAAACGCAUUGCGAGAUACAUUGAUCAGUGCAUCAAACUAUGCAAGAAGAUUCAGGCUGAGCUGCCGAAGGAGGCCAAUAAGCUCAAGGACUUCAAGGCGGAGGUUGCUAGUGGGAAGAUCGAAGAGAUCAACAGCUUGAAGAAGGAAAUUGCCUCUUGGGCUGGUAGCUUCCCUCUGCCAGUAUAAGUGACGGUAGGCAAUCAGCUUCCGUCUGCAGUUCUAUGAGGCAAAUAGCCCAGUGAGGCUUUUCAAAAGCAUGUGAGCAUAUGACUUACGGUUCAACAAAAGUGCUCGGCGUCGCAUGUAUUUUCAACACUGCGGGGUGGGGAUAGGCGUUUAGUCGCAUCUUAUUCUAAGGCACGUGUGCGAUGGUGAUUUAUACUUAUCUUAUCAAGCAUAUAGCAUUUGAGAACAUUCUUAGAGCAUGCAUACCUUCAUAAUGGUGUAUAUGAUGAGAUUAUACUCGGAAUCACGCCGUGGGAACGCCAAAGUUUAACAAGACCACCCCAAGACCCUUGCUCAC